This is a messenger RNA of Aphis gossypii (cotton aphid), 2533 nucleotides long. Its product is annotated as synaptic vesicle glycoprotein 2B-like. The transcript has 11 exons. Gene Ontology annotation, cellular component: membrane. Gene Ontology annotation, molecular function: transmembrane transporter activity. NCBI's taxonomy places the organism in Eukaryota, Metazoa, Arthropoda, Insecta, Hemiptera, Aphididae. Gene Ontology annotation, biological process: transmembrane transport. Bases 160 to 1776 code for a protein of 538 amino acids. The record is from RefSeq and is a predicted model, not a curated record.
AACAUAUUAUUACAUUAUACUAAUUAUCUGUGAUAAUUUAUUAUAAAAUAUAAUGAUUAAUAAAUAUAAAAUGCAAUAUUGUAAUAAUUUGUAAGUUCAAUCCAACUCUGUUACCAAUAUAUAUAUAUAUUUUUAAUUGUUGAUUGAUCGUUUAAAACAAUGGAUAAUCAUCACGUUGAUGGUGUCGGGAGAUUUUCUUUGUUAGCACAAGGCGCAUUAGACGAAGUUCCUUCAGAUAUUAAUGUUGGUGUAAGAAAAUCGGAAAAUGAAAAUUCACCAGUAACAUUUGAAGAAGCCCAGAAUGAGUCUGGAACUGGAAAAUAUCAAAUAUUGUUAUUGAUAGUAUGUGGUUUAGUAAAUAUGUCUUGUGCUAUAUCGUCCACGGCUGUAUCAUUUAUUUCACCAGCGGCUGAAGUAGAUUUUGAUUUAAAUUCAACUACCAAAGGAAUAUUAAAUGGAGCUCCAUUCCUCGGAAUGGUAUUAGGAGCAUAUUUCUGGGGUAUUUGUGGUGACAUAAAAGGAAGACGGACCGUUAUCUUGGGAUCAAUGGGAAUGGAUACCUUAUUUACAAUACUUUCUUCUUUAGUACAACAUGUUGAAUUGUUUUUUUUAAUUAGAGUAGGAAACGGAUUUGCCAUUAUUGGUGCUUCUUGUAUGGUUUAUGUGUACUUUGGCGAAUUUUUAACACCUUCAAAAAGAGACAGUUAUCUACUUUUUCUUGAAUUAUUUUGGGCCUUUGGAAUGAUGGUUGCACCUGGCUUAGCUAUGGUGAUAAUUCCGAGCAAUAUUGUUUUCUUUUCAUCUAUAUAUUUCAAAUUUAAUGCUUGGAGAUUUUUUAUACUUUUAACGUCAAUACCAAGUUUAAUUUCAUUCAUAUGGAUAUAUCAAUAUCCAGAAACUCCACGGUUCUUAAUGUUUCGGGGUUAUUUAAUUAAAUCUAGAGAUGUUCUUGAACAAAUUUAUUUAGUAAAUAACAAAUAUACAACUAAACCGUAUUCGGUGCAAAUUUUCACUCAAACCCAUUCAGCAAUUUGGUUUGAUGCAGGAUUUAUUGGAGGCAUUCCAUUCAUAAAAAAUGUUAAAAGAAGAUUAACUGUCCUAAAAAAUGGUCAUAAAACAUUAUUCUCUAAAUAUUUCAGAAAUAUCAUUGUGGCUUGUACUAUAGAAUUUUGUUUAAUGGCAUCAUAUAUUACUAUUCUUGUAUGGGUACCUGAAUUAUUUUCUAGAUACUCUAAUUAUAAACAACAAAAUACAGAUGGAGUAAAUUUAUGUACUGCUUCAGAAUGGCAUUUAGUAAAUUAUUCUAUGUUUGCUGGACAAACAGUUUCAGGCAAUGCUUAUUUAGCUGCUUUACUUGUGGCAUGUUCAUCGAUACCUCUAGUUCUUCUUACUGGGAUCAUAAUUAAAUAUUGCAACAAAAAAAUAUUACUAUCUAUUACUUGUGGAGUUCCAGUUGUGUUCGCAUUAUUGGUUACAAUAACCCAUAAUGAUCUACAAGCAGAACUAAUGUGUUGUCUCUUUGAAGGAUUUACUUCAUUAACAGAACCUAUUAUAUUUUGUACUAUUGUUGAACUAUUUCCAAGUAAUGUGAGGGGAGUGGCAUUCUCAAUGAUUGUGAUGACUGGUCGAUUAGGUGCUAUAUUUGGAAUAAUUGUUUUCGGAAUAUUGAUUGAUAUAAGUUGUAUUAUGACAUUUUAUGCCUUAGCUUUAUUACUACUAAUUGCAUUUUUAGCAGUGGCGUUUUUACCCAAACUAAAAAUUGGUGGUGGUCAUUAGGAUAUAUUUUCAUCUAACAAUAUUAUAUUAUAUAUUUCUAAUUUUCAAUUAAACUUAAUAUAAAAUAAAUUUUUAUUGAAAUUAUUGUUGUUUUUUUCUUAUAACUCAAUAAUACUACAAAAAGUCAAUAUACUAGGUAAUUAAAUAUUGAAAAAAAAAACAAAUUCACAAAACGUUAUUUUUAGUACUAUGUAUUUUUUUAUAACAACCUUACUUAUUCUUGUUUAGUAAUGAAAGAUACAUAAACCUUUUGUAAAAUUAUAAUUAUAAAAUAAAAGGAAAAAUGUUAUGGAUUUUAGUCUUUUAUUUAACACAAUUGAGCAAAAUAAGUUGCAAAUUCAUAAUAGAUUAACAAUAGUACCAUGAAAUUAUGACACUACCAUUAUUAAAUUUAUUAGUCAUUUAAAACUAAAUGACAAUUUUUGGUAAUGAAAUAUAUAAUAUACUAAUAUGAGUAGUAUGUAUGUUUCAAAACUAUUUUAAUUGUUCAUGGCAAACAAUUUUAGGUAUAAAAAAAAAUAAAAUGUAUAAUAUAAUUUAAAUUUUUAACACAACAACAAAAGUUUUAUUGUUUAAUAGUUAGCGUUUAUUUAUAAUAAUCAAAGGUGAAAUUUUCAAUUCUAUUUGUGGAUAAAAUGUGUACUUCAUGUAACAUUAGUUCAAUACUGAACUAGUUGUAAUAACUCUUAAAUUACCAUUUACCAUUAACAGGUCAAUGAAAUGAAAAGAAAAUAAUAUUAAUAAUAAUAAUAAAAAU